CCGAUACACCUGUGCAAGACUGGAGGGGAGGAGCUGGUACACCUGUGCAAGACUGGAGGGGAGGAGCCGGUACACCUGUGCAAGACUGAAGGGGAGGAGCCGGUACACCUGUGCAAGACUGAAGGGGAGGAGCCAUUAUACCUGUGCAAGACUGAAGGGGAGGAGCCGGUACACCUGUGCAAGACUGGAGGGGAGGUGCCGGUACACCUGUGCAAACUGACUGGAGGGGAGGAGCAGGUACACCUGUGCAAGACUGAAGGGGAG
Messenger RNA from Staurois parvus, 264 nucleotides. NCBI's taxonomy places the organism in Eukaryota, Metazoa, Chordata, Amphibia, Anura, Ranidae. The record is from the annotation of a GenBank genome assembly.